GGCUCGGGAGGCGGGCCGUUCGAAAAUAAUGUCACCUCGUUCUUAGUACGGUCUGUCUCGUCAAAAUGGGGCAGGAGUUCGGUUGUUGCUUUUGAUGCUGGUGUUCAUCUGGGGGCUAUCGCGAAGAUAUUGGAGGACACCCAACCAAUGACGUUGACAAAGGAGUCGCUUCCACAUACUCUGACUACCGGUCCUUUUGCCGGACUCGAGAUCAAUAAUGUCAGCCCCAAGGCGAACGCCCUUGAUAUUGUGCAGGACUUGGUCGAGACCUAUGUCAUCAGCCACCCGCACCUGGACCACAUUGCUGGGUUGGUCGUCAACACUGCUGGCAUGCGCCGACCCAAGAGGCUAGCCGGUCUUCCAGUGACGAUAGAGGGGUUCAAGAAACACAUUUUCAACAAUAUCAUCUGGCCAAAUUUGAGCGACGAGAACAACGGCCACGGGCUGAUUACUUACAUGAGGCUGGUGGAGGGUGGCUCUCCAGCUCUCGGGGAGGGGGACACCAGAGGCUAUCUCGAGAUAGGGGAUGGCCUAGCCAUCAAAGUCUUCAGCGUCAGCCACGGCCACUGUGUAGAGAAACACAGCCACCGAGGCAGCACAACCAGCAUGCGACACGGCAGCUUCGACGCCUCUUCCCUCGGCCCGGCGUCGUUCGAUCUCAGAGGUAGCAUGUCCGGCCGCCGCUCCCCCAGCAGGUCAAUAGCCCUAGGCCUCAACCACCCCGGCACGAGCAUCUCCCUCCCGCCAUUCAUCCAGCUCCAACAACAAGAACGCGCCCAAUCAGUCGCCCCCGGCCGAACCUCUUCCCUGUCUGACCGACUCCCCCUCGAAGAAUCCUACUGCGUCUACGACAGCUCGGCCUACUUCUUCCAGCACGUCCCCACCGGAAGGGAAAUCCUCAUGUUUGGCGACGUCGAGCCCGACAGCGAAAGCCUCACGCCCCGCAACCUAUUCGUCUGGCAGAUUGCCGCGCCCAAGAUCGCGGCGGGGAAAUUAACAGCCAUUUUUAUCGAGUGCAGUUAUGACAACUCUGUCACCCGGGACAGGUUAUACGGCCACCUGGCACCGAGAUAUCUCGCCGAAGAAAUGACGGCUCUGGCAAAGGAGGUUUUGGCAGCGAAAAACGCGCCCCCUGCACCACCACCACCACCGCAGACAUACCCUUCUUCUCGAAGACCAAGCCAUGCUUCUGUCAUGCCUAAAUCCCGAAGGACAAGCCACGCGGAGAAUGUGCUCUAUCCUCAGAGCAGAAGGGGUAGCAUAACCAGUGCCCCGGCUGCCGACAACAAAAAACGGAAGAGGGAAGCCAGUGGUGCUUCGGGAUUGGAAGAUGGGGCGAGCAUACAGCUGUCCAAAAGAAAAAGUACACCCCAGCCGCAGGUCAAAACGGAGGGGACGGGGGCGGGGAAUACAAAGCAGCCGGAAAAGGAGGACCAUCCCAUAUCACCGAGGACGGUGCAGCCUAAUCGUCGGGCUGUAGAUGGCACCGUUCCACAAGAUUACUUUUUGCAGGGUGGGAAUAAUCAGGGGGGUGGAAACCAACCACCUACACCGCACCUGGCGACCCCAACGGGGGAGUUGAGCUUGUCGGACGUCGAACCUGCUGGUGUCCGACCCCCCCAGGAGGAUGUCAACAUGCAGGAGGGCCCGGCGACGCCGCUGAGCAACGACCCCUAUGCUACACUGACCGAGUCGGUAGAAGGAGAUGGCGACGACGAAAACCAAGACAAGGAGAUGAUGGAAGAGGAGAAUGAGCUGAGAGGGCUGUUGAGGGGGUUGAAGGUGGUGAUUAUACAUGUCAAGGACAAGUUGGGGGAGGACGGGGUGGAGGCGAGGGAGGUUAUACAAGAGGAACUGAGGGAGGUGGAGAGGGGGUUGGGGUUGGGGUGUGAGUUUGUUGUCUGUAGGCAGGGGGAUAGUUUGUUUUUAUAG
Messenger RNA from Podospora anserina S mat+, 1932 nucleotides. RefSeq lists its product as uncharacterized. Gene Ontology annotation, biological process: cGMP catabolic process; cAMP catabolic process; negative regulation of glucose mediated signaling pathway. The record is from RefSeq and is a predicted model, not a curated record. Gene Ontology annotation, molecular function: 3',5'-cyclic-AMP phosphodiesterase activity; 3',5'-cyclic-GMP phosphodiesterase activity. The transcript has a single exon. The annotation marks the transcript as partial. NCBI's taxonomy places the organism in Eukaryota, Fungi, Ascomycota, Sordariomycetes, Sordariales, Podosporaceae.